Messenger RNA from Enterobius vermicularis (human pinworm), 378 nucleotides. The record is from the annotation of a GenBank genome assembly. Lineage: Eukaryota; Metazoa; Nematoda; Chromadorea; Rhabditida; Oxyuridae.
AUGUUAUUCGUUUGCGGGUUAAGCGCUGUUCUCAUGUGGACUAUUCCGUUCACCAAACUUCUAGGAAGUCAGCUAAUGUUUGCACUUUGGGUAUGUAUGAUGUUCAGUUGCAUUGGAUCAGUAUAUACAUUGCUCCCAUAUGCUACUAAUAAAUGCUUUGGUAAAACUCACUUUGGGGUUCUCUAUGGAGGCGUACAAAUUGCGCUUACGGUAGCUGGUGUGGGUGCUGCACUUCUUACCGAAUUCAUCCUUCCACUCUCAAGUUUUGAAACAUUAUUUUGUGUGGUAGGAAUGUUCCCGGUGUUCUCUUUAAUAUUUACAAUACUGCUUUCUCGGACAAAGUACGGCCGAACGACAUUCCAAGCAAUCCGCCAGUGA